AUGGCUUCCCUCCCAGGUUAUUCGGCCUCUAGUCGGCCACAAUCAUCUGAUAAUAAUACUACCUCCACUACUCAACAGAACAGCGUAUCCACGAAUAUAACCAGCAGCGCUUCAUCAACGGAAUCAUUUGAAACUAGCGAUACCGUCCUGCUCAACGGCACCUCGGAUACCGCCACCGCCGGUGGCUCCCCGACGAGUCCGACCCUCGCCGAUGCGUCUGGUGAGGAACCACGCAGAUGUUGGAUUUGCUAUACAGAUGAGACCGAGGACUCUCCCCUCAAUUCACAAUGGCGCUCGCCAUGUCCUUGCGCCUUGACCGCCCACGAAGCUUGCCUGCUCGACUGGUUGGCGGAUCUCGAGAAUCCCCGAUCGCGGAGGCGCAACGGCCAUGACGCAAAGAUGCUGUGUCCGCAAUGCAAGACUGAAAUUAUCGUUUCCCGUCCCCGAAGCUAUAUUGUGGAUGUAGUGCGACUGGUUGAACGCCUCGCGGGUCGGAUGGUUCUUCCAGGAAUGGUAUUUACGUUGGGGGCAACCGUGUGGGCGGGGUGCUGUGCGCACGGAGUAUACUCGAUGUAUUUUGUCUUUGGGACAGACGAGGCUCGCCAGAUCUUGGAGGAAACGGCAGAUGGGGCAUGGAAUUCGGGGCUUAACCUGGGCUUGCCCCUCAUCCCGCUCGUGUUGAUCUUCUCGCGCACUCGGUAUGCAGAUGGUCUUCUCCCCGCCAUCCCCGUGAUGUUCUUUGCCACACAUCAACCCGGACAGGAGCUGGAGUUGGAUCUCUGGCCGCCCAGUGCGGCAGUCACGUUUGCCGCUCUUCCGUAUCUGAAAAGCUUUUACGGCAGUAUCUACGAGAGAAUGUUCGGCAAGUUGGAGCGGAGGUGGAUUGCGGAAGUACAACCGCGCCAGUCGGAUGUCAAUGAGUUUGAUGAUAAUGCGCCGCCCGAACAUCCCGAGCCAGACCCACCUAAUGAUGACAACGGUGUUCUGAUGGAGAUCGAUUUGGAGCUACGCAUGGGCAACGAAGAUGGGCCGCAGGGCUUGUUCGGCUUUAAUGGAGGAAAUGCGCAGGGUGGACAAGGGCAGAACCAGGGUGGAAACGGCCAACCCUUGGGCUUGGGACGACGGGAUGAGCUGGUAGCCGACACAAGCAGUCUGGCGGAUAUCAUCCUCGGAGCACUUGCGUUUCCCGCCAUAUCUGCGUCGAUGGGCGGGCUGUUGAAGUACCUCUUGCCAACUUCAUGGACGACGCCAUCUACUCUGGGAAAGGUCCGACCAGGACUGCUGCAGACCCGCUGGGGCCGGAGCGUAGUUGGCGGAUGUGCGUUUGUGCUAUUGAAGGAUGCGUUGGUUUUAUACUGUCGGUGGAAAUUGGCGCAGACACACCGACGCCGCAAGGUGCUGAACUACGAUCGUUCGAAGAAGCGGGUCGGGAAGGCUGGUAGUUGA
Molecule: messenger RNA, 1446 nt
Organism: Aspergillus niger
Lineage: Eukaryota; Fungi; Ascomycota; Eurotiomycetes; Eurotiales; Aspergillaceae
Exons: 1
Coding region: 1-1446 (481 amino acids)
Molecular function (GO): zinc ion binding
Source: RefSeq, a predicted model, not a curated record